Molecule: messenger RNA, 234 nt
Organism: Heterostelium album PN500
Lineage: Eukaryota; Evosea; Eumycetozoa; Acytosteliales; Acytosteliaceae
Exons: 1
Coding region: 1-234 (77 amino acids)
Source: RefSeq, a predicted model, not a curated record
AUGUCAUUGCGUGUACUUGGGUCGAUGACUGAGGGCGACACAAGUGUGGUUUGUGCACAGAUCGUGGUGGAAUUCAAUGGCUUGGUUGCCACUGGCUUGACCGAUGACGUCAAUUGGACUUCUCCGUUGAGUGCCAAUAUACCGUUUCCAUAUCCGAACCGUCCUGCAGUAUUUCCGAUCCUGACUAGAUUGGCUACGAAUUUACCACCCAACACUAUAAACAAAGUGGGUUGA